This is a messenger RNA of Striga hermonthica, 858 nucleotides long. The record is from the annotation of a GenBank genome assembly. Lineage: Eukaryota; Viridiplantae; Streptophyta; Magnoliopsida; Lamiales; Orobanchaceae.
AUGGCGGACUCGUCGGAGAGAUUUGGGGACAAGGGCAUUAUCGAGCUCACGGGGAAGAUAAUGGUGGUCGCAAUCGUCCUACUCCUCUUCAUCGUCCUCUUCGUCUUCUGCCUCCACCUCUACGCCAAGUAUUUCUGGUACCGCCGCCGCGAAAACCCCAUCUCCGCCCCAGACCCGCUCCGCAGCCGCCUCCACUUCGCCGCCGGCCACCACGAUCUGGCUGUUCCCCGCCGUGGCCUCGACCCAUCGGUCCUCAAAACCCUGCCCGUCAUCGUGUUCGACCCGAACGGGCCCGAAAACGGGCUCGAAUGCGCGAUUUGCCUGUCCGAAAUCUCCCUAGGCGAAGAAACGAGGUUCUUGCCCAAAUGCAGCCAUGGAUUUCACCUCGAAUGCAUCGGCAUGUGGUUCGACUCCCAUUCCACGUGUCCUAUGUGUCGAAAACCCGUCGAUGAUGAUCCGAGCCGGUUAGAAUCGAGCCACGACCCGCCAUUGGAUUUCGUCACAAUUCAAAUCUCGGCGCUCGAAAAUUUAAGCCAUGGCAAUGAGGCACCGAAUUUCCCGACUAAUGUGUUGAUUUGGGGAAACGAGACUCAAGUCACCACGUUCGGUUCUUCUUCGGUUGAGGAGAAUAAUCGUGACAAUAUUGUCGUCGAGCAGUCAUUGGUGGGGUCCACAAGCGGCUCGCCUAGUCUAGAAUCGACGGUUGAGAUUGCACGUGAGUUGAAUGAGGAUGACAAACAAAAGUCUUCAUCAAUGCCAAUGGGACUUAGGUCGAUAAGGAGGCUUUUGAGUUGUAAUAAUAAUGAUGAUAGAAAGGUUAAUCCUUCUAGUUCGAGAAAUUCGGAUUUUUCGAGCUAG